Prorocentrum cordatum is the source of this 341-nucleotide messenger RNA. Lineage: Eukaryota; Dinophyceae; Prorocentrales; Prorocentraceae. The record is from the annotation of a GenBank genome assembly.
CAGGCCGAUGAGGUCCACCGCGUGCAGCUGGCCUGGGAGAGCUCGGUGGUGCCAGCCUUCGCGGCGGACUACGAGCGCCAUCCAGAGGAGGGCCUGCGGCGGGUGCAGGUGCAGUUGCAGAGAGCCGUCCGCGAGGCCCUCGAGGCCGCGUUCGACGCCGGGCUGCUGGAGGGCUCCGCAGGCGCCCUGCUGCGGGUGGCCCCGGCGGGCGCCGGGGAGGCGCCGCGGCUGGACGUGCGGGCCCUGGGCGCGCAGGCUCGGCUGCCGCUCCCGAGCAGCGCCGCGGCCGGCGCCGCGCCACCCAGCGCGCCAGCCGCGAGGGCAGACGGCUGGUGGCCGCG